AUGUCCUCGAAACGAGGCCACGCGUCGCGCUCGCGCUCGAACUCGAGUGAAGCUCAACGAGUCGAUUCCAGGCUCGAAGGAAGGAAAUCAAGGGCGGUCGACAAGAUCAGACAGAAUUGGCACUGUAGCCCCGACGACAUCACAACGCAACCGCCCGACAACUGGAGUAGGGAUACGCUAGCCAAACUCGCGCAGCUGUCAAGCCUGUGUUCCCGAGAGAAUGCCCAGGGACUUCUAGAGCGAAUGAGGGAGAAACGCAUACAGGAUGCGCCCAAGUCUGCUCCGACUCUCUCGACCAUUGAUGUCACUAACGCAUUAGCGGACAUUGAUCGUGCUUCGGUGUCGACGCCUGAGGAGGACGCUGCACUAAGCGACCACUGUCAGCCACAGACUGCGUCGGGCGCCCCCGUGGCAGUGACUGGAGACCCCAGUCCCAUACAGGAAUCAGAGGCACGCCCGGUGGUACCAGAUGCCCAGACGAGUCUGACUGUCGAGGACGCUGGUGACAUCCCGCAGCUACCAGGGUUUUGUCGAAACGCAGCGUUCCUAAUGGAGCGGUGUUUGGAGCUUUCAGGAUCACAACACGAGGCGCAUGUACGUGAAUCGUUCGAUGAGAUCCUGAACCACAUCGGUAAUCCGCGAGAGGGAGGUUGUGGACCGGUCCAGGGGUUGGUUGAGUAUUUGCUGGGUGCUAAUCUCCACCCAGAUGGGUUGGAGGAGUUGACAUCAUAUCUGAACAGCAACCCUGACUUCACGACUGACCUGUUGACAGAAAGAUUGAAGUGGCGACGGCUGCGGGCUGUAAGGCACUCCUUCGUCCAGCAACUCUUGAGGCAGGAUCCGUUGGUCUACCUUCUCAUGGUGGCACUCCAACCGGACAUGAAGUGGGGGCUGAUCAACAAUCCAGUGCCAAUAUCCCUUCGACUCAGGCGCGCAACAGAUGAACCGCCACCACUUGGGCUGUUCUUCAAAUUGACGGAUUCCAGACCAAUGCUUGCAAUACAACUUUCCUGUCCACUACCGGACACAUCAGGUGAAUUAUUCUUGGACAUAUUUUAUGACGUUGUAUACUCCAGUCUGGAGAAGGAUAUUUGCUCGAAGCCUGAGGUCUUGGAAGACCUUCGGCGGAGCAAUGCGACCUGUGUGGUUCCACAGUUCUUUCUCGAUGGUCGUCCCAGAGACUUGGACGGAUUGCCCACUCAAUCGACCGCAGUCUCAAUUCCUCCUUGCUCUUCUAUAGGAGCCGCCGUUAACGGAAUCGAGGACUGGCAUUCUCCUCCAGUGCAAGAAGAAAUGGCGAUACUACUGGGUUCAGAUGUCAUGGCAGCAAAGGAGUAUUUGGAUGGGGUACGGGAGAGGAUCUUGUCAUCCUAUAAGGUCGCGUUUGAGGAUUUCGUGGAGAUGGACAUACGCGUGAACGGUGAAAGUUCGGUAUUCUGGGAAGGCGACAACAUGGAGGCCGGCCAUCAUUGA
This is a messenger RNA of Fonsecaea multimorphosa CBS 102226, 1473 nucleotides long. RefSeq lists its product as uncharacterized. The transcript has a single exon. Lineage: Eukaryota; Fungi; Ascomycota; Eurotiomycetes; Chaetothyriales; Herpotrichiellaceae. The record is from RefSeq and is a predicted model, not a curated record. The coding region runs from base 1 to 1473 and encodes 490 amino acids.